AUAGGGAAGUGUGUUGUAUAUAUUGCAGUGAAAUGCCAAUAAUAGGAAUUCACUAUUUUAGUUUCCGUUUGUAAUGGUUAUAAAUUCCAUCGAAAGACCCAUGAAAGCAUUAAAAGUCUUGGUUUAUCUUUUACUGCAUUUCGCGAAUAGAGAACAUUUGUAAAUAAACGAGUGUUCUUUUUUCCUAACGUGUUUUUUGGGAGGAGACGUCAUCUGGAUACUAUUUUUCAUUAAUUUCAGCUUUAAUCUAUAACCACAAUCGCAUCAACCCACUUACGCAAAUGGAGUUUGAGAUUCAGCACACCUGGGACAGCAACCUUGUGAAUCAUGAGCCCAUCAAGAUUGUUUUUUCCCCUGGGUUAGGAGGGCUGAAGAUGCAAGUAUUUGGCCCAUUCUUCAAUGACCCAGCAGCUCCUGAAGGACCCCCAAGUCAAGCUUUCCCUGGACUCUGGGACUAUGAAGUUGUGGAAUCUUUCUUCCUUGAUAGCACCACAGAAAAUUAUCUCGAGGUGGAGCUUUGCCCACAUGGACAGCACCUCAUAUUAUUGCUGUCAGGAGUUGGCCAAGCAUUCGUGCAACAGCUGCCCAUGGUCUUUACAGCGACAAUCACAGGGGAUAGGUGGACAGGUGAAUCUCUGAUCCCCUGGUCAUACUUCCCUCCCAAUGUCAACAAGAUGAACUCCUAUGCCAUCCAUGGCUCAGGAGAGAAACGCACAUAUGAGGCUCUCUACCCCAUCCCAAAAGAGGAGAUAGUUGAAGGCCAAAAGCCAAACUUCCAUCGCCUGGAGUACUUCAAAAAUUUCCGCCUGCAAAGCAUUAUGGGAGAGGACUGGGUCCAGCCAGAUUCUGAUCUGUGGUUAGGAAAGCCCUGAGCUCCUUUUUUCUCCCUGUACGCACACACAGACACACAAACUCACUGCAGCAGCAGCAGGGCAAUAGUGGAAACACUGUUUGACAGGGAACAAAGGGCAAUCAAUCUUUAUUAGUUAAUGAUAUAAAAAGAUAUGACAAGAAAUGUGUUAUCAGCUUGUCAGACCGUGUUAGACCUUGCACAUUCCCGUGCAUGAACACGCACACACAAAUCACAAGAUGCUGGACAUCACCUUAAAUUGCCUCAGCAGAGUGUAACCUACAGCGCUUAUGAUGUACUUGGUGGAAAGCUGUGCUCAUUUUGACAUUCAGCUCUUGUGCAGCCUGAAUGUUUCACUUUGUUGAGAUAACCUCCAAUGAGUUCUAGUGAUUGUUUGCCCUGACUGUUCGGGAAUGUGUCAGCUAAUGUGUCGGGUCUGCUUUUGGAUCAGUGCUUCUUAUAAUUAGGUCCUUUUGGAAUCAUUCCACUACUUGAAUUGAAUUAAUUUUACCUUGAAAUAUGUUUACAUAUUGAUUAAAUUGUGUUGGUGAUUGACAAGUAUUAGUAUCAUCUGUCAAUAGAGGCUGUUUGCAUAAUAAGAUUCUUCCCACUCAUUUUGAAGAACAUUUUUGUUAUAUUGCUAUUUUUUGUUUCAUUUUCUUGUUUUUUUUUUUGUUUUUUUUCAUCUUUAUGUUUAAAUAAACUCUCAAACUGAAUCAAAUCAAAACUUGGUUUAGUGAUUUUUUUGCUUCCUUGCCAAUAGAUGGACUAGAGGAUCAUUUACACCGUUAUGUUUGGACCCAGAUUAUGUAGCCAUUGUCACUAGCUUGGUCUGCUUAGGUUAAAAUCUGUCCUGGUCUCUCAGUUGGUGUCCUUUCUCAACUCUUGACAAAAACUAAUUGCAAACUAUUCUUUAAACUUGGCUAAUGUGAAAUAUACAACAUGUUCUCCUAUUAUGUCAAAUGGAUGUAUGCAAUGCUUUUUUAUGAUUAUUAAACUGAACUGAAGUGAGAUGA
Molecule: messenger RNA, 1866 nt
Organism: Melanotaenia boesemani (Boeseman's rainbowfish)
Lineage: Eukaryota; Metazoa; Chordata; Actinopteri; Atheriniformes; Melanotaeniidae
Gene: c4h4orf33
Product: chromosome 4 C4orf33 homolog
Exons: 6
Coding region: 282-872 (196 amino acids)
Source: RefSeq, a predicted model, not a curated record